AUGGUGUUUUCGAAACCAGCAUAUGGUGAACAUCAAAAGUCUUCUGCAUUCAUCCUCAGUGUUAAACGAUGUAGAAAUAAAAGGACAGGGGAGAUCAAAGUAUUUCCAGAAGUAAUUGGAAUUGUUACGCGCAUAUAUAGAUUUGGAGGUAUGAGUUUAUUUGUUUAUGACAUUCAAGGUAUGAUGGAUUUUCAAUAUGGACCGUUCACGAAGAUCUCUUCUGAAGGCAGUACGCCCAAAUUUAAGAUAUUCUAUGAUUCAUUGAUGCUUGAAGGUCCUUCUCUUUCCGUAGACGAAUAUCUUUCCCGUGAUACUCCGUCAUACCUGCCCCCCAUGAUAUUUAGCAGGAUUGAUUCUGUAAUGCCAUACAACUUUGCUCCGCGAUUCAGAACUAGUGAAUAUAUAAAAUUUGAAGAAAAAUCCCAACAAAUGCCUUAUAAUCGUAGGGCUCGCCGUACAUAUGGAAUAUUUGUUGGAAUGAAUGAGCCUACUCCUCAAAGUCCGAACGAGGAAGCUAUAAUUCGUGUCAAUACUGGGGGAGACGAACUGAUGGAAUUAUCCGAUGAAUUAAAAAGGGAUGAGGCACUAAUUACUGAAGAGGAUGCUACAACCAAUUUCAUACAUAAUAACUGUGGUAUAGACUAA
Protopolystoma xenopodis is the source of this 645-nucleotide messenger RNA. NCBI's taxonomy places the organism in Eukaryota, Metazoa, Platyhelminthes, Monogenea, Polystomatidea, Polystomatidae. The record is from the annotation of a GenBank genome assembly.